Molecule: messenger RNA, 2198 nt
Organism: Aphanomyces invadans
Lineage: Eukaryota; Oomycota; Saprolegniomycetes; Saprolegniales; Verrucalvaceae
Exons: 2
Coding region: 7-1956 (649 amino acids)
Source: RefSeq, a predicted model, not a curated record
GCAAGGAUGGCGCGAUCGUCGUUGACCGUCGCGGCGGCAAUAGCGUUCGGAUGGCUCCACGUCGCGGUGGCGCUGGACCGAUCGUUGUAUGGGAUCGACUACGACACACGCACGUACGAGUGGGGCGGGUGCAAGAGCGAGAACGACAUGCGGCUGGACUUUCAAGUGCUCAAGCCGCUCACGUCAAACAUCCGUGUAUACAGCAUUGACGACGUGUGCAUCGAGCGUUUGUUGAGCGUGGCGUCGGAAAUUGACAUGCGGCUGUGGAUGGGCAUCUGGGGCAACGUGAAUGCGACCGAGGACGAUUUUGAGCCCGAGUUUGUCCGUUUGCAGCAACUCGUGCUGGACGGCCGCGUGCGCAACGACAACGUGGUCGGGAUCCACGUCGCAAGCGAGGCACUGUUUCGAUACUACUCGCGGGACGAACACGACUGGGCGGAGGAGUACUCGGGCGUACAAAAAAUCUUUGGGUACGUCGAGAAGGUCCGCGAAUUCCUCCGUGCCAACGACUUGACGUUUCCCGUUGCGAUCGCGGACGUGAUCGACUCGUACAAGUCCGUGCCUGAGAUAUACAGCAUCGUGGAUGUGGUCACAGUCAACCAGUUUUCGCAAUGGGAAGGUGGGUGGUCCAACGAAGGCGCCAACUUACUCUUCGACCGGAUGCACGACAUCCGCCAGGCCGCGCGGAUGGCCGGCAAGCCCGUCCUGCUCUCUGAGACCGGCUGGAGCGCCAACGGCACAACGCCCGACAUCAAGGAAGCAUCGCCAUCGUCGUCGGGGAGAUAUCUCCACGACUUCAUGCGGCUCAUGGAGCAGCAGGACAUGGCAUAUUAUUACUUUACAUCGUUCAACUUAGCAUGGGGCAGCGACACGGACUCGGGCGAGAUCGAGCGCAACUUUGGUCUGUUUGACGUGGACCGGAACCUGCUGCCCCACGUGAAGAACGUCACGUUGGGUGCGUACCACAAACCCGUGCGCCUGUGGCACGAUGGCCAGGUCAUCAAAGCGGAUGGCCACAACACCAAAACUUUCGGCCGCGUGUACUUGGAGCCGCCGGCACGCGGCCUCAGUGACUCGCUCGACCGUGAAAUCUGGUUCUACGACCGUGCGUUGGGCACAUUCCGCAGCCGGAGCACCAACCAGUGCCUGUCCAUAAUGAAGAGUGAAGACCGCGGGUCGACGCAUGAAUUGAAUGUCACGUGGUGCCAACCUGCCGACGGCGGCGACCCAUCGAUCCUAUCGUCCCAGCGGUGGCACAUCCGACCAAAGGAGGCCGCGAUCGAGUUAUUUCACGCUCCGAGUCCCAACCAAGACCCAGUCGAGGCCGACGAGUCGCUGACGUGCGGCAGCUGCCGGAACUGCCAGUUCGCUGGCAUGUACUUUUCGCUGUGCUACGUGAACUGGUCCCCUGCCGAUUGCAAACGCAUGGGAGGUGACCACCACUGGUGUGGCAACAGCGGCAGCACGUGCCUCCGAACGUCGCUAGACGGCCGAGUCGAAGCCGCCGACUGCGACGCCCAUGACCACUCGUUCCAGUUUCACGUGCGGUCGCUUGAGGCCGAGGAGCUCACUGUGACGUCGCUAGCCUUGGACCUUUCCCUCACGACAUCGGCCAACCGCGCCGUGACGGUGGCCGGUCCCGCGUCGGACAUAGCACCACCAGCGCAAGUUUGGUACUACGACCCGAUGUUUCAGCGCAUUCGAAGCAAGGCCAAGAUGACCGACUGCCUCGACGUCGUCGACAGCGCCGGUCGCGUCGAGACUCACUUUUGCGAUCACAGUCCAAGCCAGUGGUGGUCGUAUAAUGACCUGACGGGGCAGCUCCUUCACAUGGGCCAGCUCGGUCGGUGCUUGGAAGCGCGGGAGGGCAAACCUGUCGUCGUGGGGUACUGCGACUUGAGUGUGCCGACGCAAAAGUGGGCCAUGCACUUGCUCCACACGUCGUCGUCAUCGUAGCUCACACGGCGACUGCCUGCGCCAUUCUCCCUGACGGAGGCAUCGCCGCCCCGCGUCGUCCCACGUGGUCGAUGACAACCACGACGACGACGUGGCUCUUCGAACGUCAACUAGAAUGCUCCCCACUAAUUUAUGCAUCACGGGGUGUCGAAUACUCGCCAUUUGCACAGGACGAAUCGAGAACGCCGUCAUUUCAAAAAGCACACCACCGAUCAAGCGUCCUCGUCAUGCUCGCACACUCG